AUGAAAGCUCUGCACAGAGUAACCCGCUGGCGUUGGCGCAGCUCCACAAGCUCGAAGUCGAACACUUCGCCAGAAGAGCCAGAGCAGGCCAAAGAUGCACUUGCCGUACGCUCGCUUGAUGGCAAUCGCCCGCCGGUCGGGCAACUUGAACCCAAUGGCCAUCAAGAGGGCGAGGAGACAAAGGUUGAUGCACCAGGACACUCCUACGGACCCAACCAGUUGAUCGCCGAAGAUCAACGCCACGGUGAAGAUAAUGCCGACGAGAGACUGCUGAGCAAGCAAGAAGAGUUGGUGCGCAAUAGCGAUAAGGAGGAGAUACAGGAACUGUGUGCCUCCCUGCUGCAGCUGCACAAUGACCGCCGGAGAAGCGAGGAGAUAGCCGCCGCCCGGUUGAAGGCAGUUGAGGGCGAAAAGGCUGCCUUGGAGGUGGCCAUACAAGCUGAGAGAGCGAAGACGGCAAUGCAGCAAAAAACCAUGCAUUUUCUUCGGCAGAUAAGUAUCGAGGCGCAAUCUGUGGAGACUCAGCUACGAAACGAGUUGCAGACGUUGAAGAACGAAAAGAGCCAAGGGACCAACGGGCAUUCUGACACAAAGGAGGAGAAGAUGCGGCGUGGAUUGGCACGGCUGGUGGAGAAGGACCUGCGGAAGCGGGUGGCCGUGCUAGAGCAGUCCCAGAGGCAACAAGUGGGCGAAAUUCGAAGUCUCUUGACUCCGCUGCAGGUUCUGCAGCGGAAUGGGGGGUCGCACUUCGACAGGAUUCUCACAGUCGGGAACAACCAGGGUGCCACGCUUAGUGCCCUGUAUGACGGCAAUCCCGAUUGUACGAGGCUGCGCGACGACUUCUUGUCCGCUUGGAGGCUAAACGGGCUCGCAAUAGAGCGAAUCUUGAGGAUCACGGUUCCCGCAGAUAUUCGCGCGAAGCACGACAAGUACGCACGGAGUCAUCGGACUGUUGUCGGGCGUUUCCAUGGAACCUCUUGCGGAAGCACGUGCAAUCUGGUCCUCGACCCGAAGAAAGCUUCCCCGUGCGGGCUGCAGCUCUGCAACGUUUGCAACAUUUGCUUGCAAGGCUUCAAACUCGGAAAACGCUCGACGCGGUUCGGACGAGGGGUUUACUUCAGUUCAAAACCUGGUAGAGCCAAUGCCUACGCUCCGGCGACCGAGAAAAAGGAAAACGGGAAAAGGUUGCGAUGCAUGUUUGUGGCCGACGUGGCGAAGGGGUCAGUCUUCCUCACCAAGAAGAAAGGGUUUGACGGUGGCACGUACCCACCACCAGGCUAUAAUUCCGUCCAGGCUGAGGGCGCCAUCGAGGAGCUGGUUGUGUACAACGAAGACGCUGCCCUACCGACCCAUCUAAUCGUGUACAGCCUUCCGUAAAAUCCGGCCAGCAAACUUCACAAAACUCAUGGCGAGACAUGACGCCGGACGACAGGAUAUACCAGAUCAUGCGCAAGAGGCACUCGCUGGCUGCGUACAUGUAGUACCGCUGGGGACACGCAUGCAUCGAGAUUUAUGUAGUAGGAGCCUCCAUGGACGUGUGGCGCGCUUUCGUCCAGAAUUGGCCGAAGCAACUUCGCGGAAUGCUUAGAGAGAUCUUGACACAAUUGCAUUAGCGACGGAGCAAGAGAGACUAUUCCGCGUGGAGAACUUUGAAUCACACGUGGAAGACGAAUUUUGUGAAUAGUUGGGCGUGGAGUCUAGCAGUCUGUGUGCUACUUGGAAUGGAAAUAUCAGUGAUUUCGUUUCUUCUUGCGGCGGCCAGAAUCGAUUCACUUGUUAUUUUUUUGCAUUCGAUACGACGAACGGGUACUCUUGUUUCCGUCUUUCCGGAACUAGGACUGUAGUGGCUGGCUUGCCUUCGAAUAGACGGUAGGAGGACGUAUGUAGUUGGAUGAGGUCAGCCUGAGAGACUUCGCCGGACAAGCAAAGACAUGGUGCGGACAACUUGGUUGGAGUUUUGGAGGAGACUCGGUGGUACGCGCAGUACUAAGAGUACGUACACUGGAGGUAUGACAGCGGAGUCGAGACGAGCGGUAACGACGUCACAAAACAAAAGACUACCAUCGACAAAGCGUCGAGGGUAAACGAGAAUAAAAGAGAAUCAAACGG
Molecule: messenger RNA, 2109 nt
Organism: Ectocarpus siliculosus
Lineage: Eukaryota; Phaeophyceae; Ectocarpales; Ectocarpaceae
Source: the annotation of a GenBank genome assembly